CCACUCCAUGUAGGAGACCUGAUUGAGUUGUGGGUCCUGGCUUCAGUUCGGCCCAGACCUGGCCUUUGGCGGCAUUGAAUGAACCGGCAUAUGGAAGAUUGAUUUCUCUGUCUCUCACUCUCCAUGCCUUUCAAAUAAAGUGAAAAUAAAUUUAAAUUUUUUUUUUUAAUUAAAAUCACUACAAGGCUGGUUCACAAGCAUUUGGGCAUUCCUUUGUCUCACUCGAAGUGUUUGUUAAAUGGUGUUGGAAAUCCAGGAGAAACAGCAGAGCUGGAACAAGGUUAGGAGUGGCAAAUAGGUUUCAACUUGUUCUUCAGCUCCCGUUUGUUUGACUGGAUAUCUGGCGUGCCAAGUUCAGAGUGCUUCUGAGGCUAUGUUUAGGCUUUGCAGGAAAGAGACAUGAUCAAUUAAAGCUGUCUGCCAGAGGCCUGGCAUGAGGGGUGCUGUGGUAUGUGUGCCAUGCAUUUUCCAUCUCUGGACCAGGUGCAUCUCUAACAUCGCUUGGGGCUGGUCCCUCAGCAGGCCUGACUGGCGAGGGAAGUCCCAAUGGUGCUAGAAUGGUGCUGCAGUGGCAGAAGACGGCUCACGAGUGAGGUCUCUGGAAGAACCACAGGGAAGACAUCCAUCAUUUGCUCCAAAGUUGUGCAAGUCAAAUCCUGGGGAGAAUCAUGAUAACCCUGAUCACUGAGCAGCUGCAGAAGCAGACUCUGGAUGAGCUGAAAUGCACACGCUUCAGCAUCAGUCUGCCUUUGCCUGAUCAUGCAGACAUCUCCAACUGUGGGAACCCUUUCCAGCUUGUGUCUGAAGGUGCUUCCUGGAGGGGCCUGCCCCACUGUUCCUGUGCUGAGAUCCAGGACAGCCUCAACUUCAGCUACCACCCCUCAGGCUUGAGCCUGCACCUUAGACCACCCAGUCAGGAAAGCUCCCCACAGGAGCAGCCUCUCUCCCAAGUCCUAAGCCCUGACCCCCCAGACCCAGAGAAGCUUCCUGUGCCCCCUGCCCCUCCAUCCAAAAGGCACUGCCGUUCGCUCUCAGUGCCCGUGGACCUGUCUCGCUGGCAGCCGGUGUGGCGGCCCGCCCCCUCCAAGCUGUGGACUCCCAUCAAGCAUCGGGGCAGUGGUGGAGGGGGUGGGCCGCAGGUCCCUCACCAGAGCCCCCCAAAGCGGGUCUCCAGCCUCAGGUUCCUCCAAGCUCCCAGUGCCUCUUCUCAAUGUGCCCCAACCCACAGGCCCUACAGCCCUCCUUUCUUCAGCCUGGCCCUGGCCCAAGAUUCUUCUCGACCCUGCGCCGCCUCCCCUAGAAGUGGCUCCUGGGAAAGUGAUGCUGAGUCCCUGUCGCCUUGCCCACCCCAGCGCCGCUUCUCCCUGUCACCCAGCCUGGGCCCACAGGCAAGCCGCUUCUUGCCCUCGGCCCGGAGCUCUCCCGCGUCCUCCCCAGAGCUGCCCUGGCGACCCCGAGGUCUACGCAACCUUCCCCGAAGCCGCUCACAGCCUUGCGACCUGGAUGCCCGGAAAACUGGCGUCAAGCGGCGCCAUGAAGAGGACCCCCGUCGGCUGCGGCCUUCCUUGGACUUUGACAAGAUGAAUCAGAAACCAUACUCAGGAGGUCUUUCUCUCCAAGAAACAGCCCAGGAAGGCAGCAGCGUCUCUCCACCAUGGUUCAUGGCCUGUAGCCCCCCACCCCUCUCUGCUUCCUGCAGCCCCAUUGGGGGUUCCUCCCAGGUGCUGAGUGAGAGCGAAGAGGAGGAGGAGGAGGAGGAGGGGUCCGUGCGGUGGGGGCGGCAGGCGCUAAGCAAGCGGACACUGUGCCAGCAGGACUUUGGGGACCUGGACUUGAAUCUCAUUGAGGAGAACUAAAACUGCAAGGCUGCUUC
Molecule: messenger RNA, 1873 nt
Organism: Ochotona princeps (American pika)
Lineage: Eukaryota; Metazoa; Chordata; Mammalia; Lagomorpha; Ochotonidae
Gene: FAM53C
Product: family with sequence similarity 53 member C
Exons: 4
Coding region: 669-1856 (395 amino acids)
Biological process (GO): protein import into nucleus
Cellular component (GO): nucleus
Source: RefSeq, a predicted model, not a curated record